AUGUAUAAGGGGUCCAAGGUUGGUGGUGGUAAGUCCAGCACUGCUGGGGCUACUACUACUACUCCGGCACCUAUCGGGCUCACUGAUGAGAUACUCUCUAAUAUGGCUGUUGGUAAGGUCUUUAAGGAUGCCACUAAGAGGGUCAAUAGUAUUGACUUUACAUCUGAUGGGAGGUACCUUAUAGCAAGUAGUGAUGAUGAAAGUGUUAGUAUAUAUGACACAGAAAAGGGUGUUCGCCACAAGUUACUCUACUCCAGAAAAUACGGCUGCGAUAAUAUACAGUUUGUUCAUAGUGGCACUAACUCGGCGCUCUGUUCGAGUCGGGUUGAUUUCGAUCGUAAUAAUUCGUUGAGAUAUUGGGAUCUAUAUGAAAACAAGUUCUUGCGGUAUUUCAAAGGGCAUACAGGGCCAGUGUCCUCUCUGAAGGUCCAUCCGUACGAGGAUCAAUUCUUGUCAACAUCUUUGAGUACAGCUAGUGGUGGUGAUUCGACUUGUCUUAUGUGGGACCUAAGAAAGGAAAGACCAGUGGCUCGGGUCUAUAGUCAGGAACAAGUCACUAAGGGUACCUCGAGUGGCAUUCUCGGUGGUCCCUGUGCGACCUAUGAUACUCAAGGCUUGGUCUUUGCUGUAUCGAGUUCUACACCAACAGGGGAUGCUGGCAAGAAGCCCAUCGCUAAAGUGCAUAUGUUUGACAAUCGCCAAUUCGAUAGGGGGGAGUUUGAGGCAUUCGACUUGUCGCCAUUUACGCAAGGAAGCCCUUUGAGAUACCUUUUAUGUUCGACAGCUGCGGGAGACCUGUUCGCCAUAGACUCUUUUUCUGGGCGCUUGAGAGCGACUUAUAAAUUUGACGAUCCCCACUUGCAGUCGGGGUCACAGACGUGGAAGAGCUUGCCAGAGCGGGAUGGGCUCAGGCCGACAUUUUCGCCGGACGCGCGUUACGUUCUCUGUGGAGUGCCUGGUGGUAGUAUUUAUGUAUGGCCGACUCUCACCAAAGGGGCACAGGAACAGGCCAUGAGUGAGGACCCUGUUAAUGUGCAAGCCUGCGAGCCCAAGCCGGUGGCUAUCCUAAAGGGCCAUUCUGGAUACCCUAGAUGCGUUAAGUUCUCUCCGACGAGGUCGUUGAUAGCAUCGGCAGCUGCCGCAGUGGCGUUGUGGAUACCCAAACAGUUCACGGCACCUAUUGGGACGCAGACGGAUCCGGUGGCGAUAGCCAAGCAACAGGAGUUGGGGUCUGCGAUAGGAUCAUGUCGGGUUAUAGAGCUUGGCAAGACUAUUGCAGCAGAGCAUUUGUACAGCGAGUGGGAUGAUGACCAUAACUGUAGCAUAUUCGAUGAGGAUGCUGUUGAGCAGCAUCUCGAGAGCCUCGGAGUUUUCGGAAAGGAAAAUGUCGUUAUCGAUUUUCACUCUCCGGAUUUCCUCCCGCCUGAGUGGUUCGACUUGGUAGUGGUCCUAAGGUGCUCUACGGAUGCUCUUUGGUCACGCCUGGAGCAACGUCAUUAUACGGAGGCGAAGAUAAAGGAGAAUGUUGAAUGUGAAAUAUUCCAGACGAUACUUGAUGACUGUCGGGAGCACUUUGGGGAGGAGAAAGUGUUGGAAUUACAGAGCGUGUCUAUAGACGAUAUUGCCACUAACGUACAGAGCGUCCUGGCUAAGCUCGCCUCCACUGCUAAUAGUGUCCAUUGA
Molecule: messenger RNA, 1683 nt
Organism: Perkinsus marinus ATCC 50983
Lineage: Eukaryota; Perkinsozoa; Perkinsida; Perkinsidae
Product: Set1 complex component swd2, putative
Exons: 13
Coding region: 1-1683 (560 amino acids)
Cellular component (GO): Set1C/COMPASS complex
Molecular function (GO): protein binding; chromatin binding
Source: RefSeq, a predicted model, not a curated record